Molecule: messenger RNA, 597 nt
Organism: Myripristis murdjan (pinecone soldierfish)
Lineage: Eukaryota; Metazoa; Chordata; Actinopteri; Holocentriformes; Holocentridae
Product: myosin light chain kinase, smooth muscle-like
Exons: 4
Coding region: 1-582 (193 amino acids)
Molecular function (GO): protein kinase activity
Source: RefSeq, a predicted model, not a curated record
AUGUACGAUCUCAUGGCAAAACCUCAGUCUCACAAUGUGACCCUUGCCCACCCCUGGAUGGCAGCUUUUGACUCUGGAGACCCCAGCACCACUAAGAGCCUGUCCAAAGAGAAGAUGAAGAGGUUCCUAGCGAGGCAGAAGUGGAAGAAAGCAGGGAAGGCCUUGCUAGCCCUUAAGAGAAUGGCCAUGCUGUCUAAAGGAGACAACCCUGUAUCCCCUACCAGCCCUGGAGAGGACUCCCCUCUGAUGCCGGAGGCAGAGCACGCCCUUCAGUCUCUGGAGCUGAAGAUGCAGGGGCCUCCGCAGUUCUCCCAGAGUUUGGAGGACCAGACAGUGGCCCAGGGAUCCAGCGCCUGCCUCUCCUGUCACCUCACAGGAUACCCUGAUCCAGAGGUGGUGUGGCUGUGCGGGGAGGAGCCUGUGGUUGAGUCCUCCGGAGUGCAGAUAGAGUAUGACGAAGACGGCCAUUGUACGCUCGUCUUGGCCAGCAUUGGCCCAAGGGACACCAACACCUACACCUGCAGAGCCACCAAUGACCAUGGGGAGGCUUCCUGCUCUGCCAAACUAAUUGUUAAACAGUAGUUUGGUCGUUUUUGU